Messenger RNA from Geodia barretti, 1770 nucleotides. The record is from the annotation of a GenBank genome assembly. Lineage: Eukaryota; Metazoa; Porifera; Demospongiae; Tetractinellida; Geodiidae.
AUGAAAAGCGAUUUCAUGAUGGCGUUGAAUCAACUGUCCGCCGAACGGGGCCUGCGCAAAGAGCUGGUCUUGGACAAGGUGGAGGUCGCGCUGGCCACCGCAUUUCGCCGCGACCGGGUGGCUGGCGCCCAAAACCUGACCGUCAAGCUUAAUCCGAACACGGGAGACAUCAGCAUUUUCCCCCUUAGGAGCGUCGUCGAAGAAAUCGAGGACCCGGAGACCCAGAUCGCCCUCUCCGACGCAUUGCGGAUCCAGCCUUGGGCCGAGAUCGGCAGCGAGAUUUCCGAGGACGAGGAAGUCGCCUACGACACCAGCCGCAUCUCCGCUCAAACCGCUCGCCAGGUGCUCAUGCAGGGCCUGCGUGAGGCCGAGCGCGAAAAGAUAUUUGAAGAAUACUCCGCCUACCAGGGUGAGAUCAUCAGUGGCAGCGUGGAGAGCAUCGAGAAGGGCCCCACCGUAUUCGUCAACCUCAACCCGCAUCAGGCCCAGAGCGCGAACCGCGCCCGGGGCGUAAUGCGUCCGGACAACCAGGUGGGCAGUGAACGGUACCGCAAAAACCAGUCAUUGAAGGUCCUCCUCGUCGAGGUACAGCAAACCACCCGGGGCCCGGAGGUUGUGGUCAGCCGCGCCCAUCGCGACCUGCUCCGCCGGCUGAUGGAAUCGGAAGUCCCCGAGAUCGGCAACGGCACCGUCGAAAUCCGCGCCAUUGCCCGCGACCCUGGUAUUCGCAGCAAGGUCGCCGUGUCCUCCCAUCAGGACGGGGUGGAUCCUGUGGGUUCCUGCAUUGGCCUGCGGGGCAAUCGCAUUCAGAGCGUGGUCAACGAGUUGCAGGGCGAAAAGAUUGACGUGAUCGAGUGGGACCCCAACCCCCGCGUACUGAUCGGCCGCGCCCUCAGUCCCGCGGACGUUGGAGGCGUCGAACUUGACGCCGACGAGAACACCGCCUACGUGGUGGUACCCGAGAGCCAGAUGUCGUUGGCCAUUGGUCGAGACGGCCAAAACGCCCGUUUGGCCGCGCGGCUGUCGGGGUGGCGGCUGGACAUCAAGAACAUCGAGCAAUGGGAAACCCUGCGGUCCGCCCGCGCUGCGGAGGCCGCCCGCACCGCCGCCGCCCAAGCCGAAGCCGAUGAAGCCGCUCGUAUCGCCGCUGCCGCCGCCGAGGCGUCCGCACCGGCGACUCCGGAAACGGAACCGGUCGAGUUGGCUCCCGUCGCCGAGGUGAUCGCAGAGGCGUUGGCUGACAUUCCGCCCGUUUCAGCGGCCAUCCAGGCCGAGAUCGAAAGCCUCGUUCCCGAAGAGGUGGCCGUCCAGCCUGAAUCCGAGCCGCAGCCCGCGGCAGAUCCCAUCCCCGCCCAGCCGCAGGCAAUGGUUGUUGAACCCCUUGGUGAGGUGGCCGAAGUUGCCGAGCCCGAAAUCGACGAGGACGCGUUGUUGGAUGCACUGAUCGCUCAAGAAGAAGCAGCCGCGACUCCGGAUGCGGAUGAGGCGGUCGGCCUCAGCGUUGACGCUCUGGAAAGCUUGACCAUAGACGACGUGGUUGACGAGGACGAGGAAGAAUUCGAGGAAGAAGAGGAAGAAGAACCGGAGCCUGAAAUGUCCGAUCUCCUAGCCGGGCUUCCUAACCUCGCGCCGGACGCCGGCAAGAUCAGGUUCGCGGAAGAUAUUGUUGGCGACUUCAGGGGAGGCGACCGUCGGCGUCGGCGUGGCGGCGGAGCCCGUCGCGGUGGUAAUGUACCGGGCGCCCGCGGUCCCGGACCGCGCCGUAGAUAG